Messenger RNA from Anoplophora glabripennis (Asian longhorned beetle), 862 nucleotides. RefSeq names its product 28 kDa heat- and acid-stable phosphoprotein-like. Gene Ontology annotation, molecular function: RNA binding. The transcript is spliced from 3 exons. Gene Ontology annotation, cellular component: cytosol. Bases 350 to 859 code for a protein of 169 amino acids. Lineage: Eukaryota; Metazoa; Arthropoda; Insecta; Coleoptera; Cerambycidae. The record is from RefSeq and is a predicted model, not a curated record.
AAGUUCUAUUUUCUAUUCUAUCACAGAAUUUAUAAUCAUAUUCUGUGGCUCUAUGAGUUAUGACUAAAAAAAAAUAGUUUUCCAAAAUUAUGAAUUCAGAAAUUGGCAUAUAAAAAGUAAAAUUCAAUGGGACUUCGUUUUAGUGUCUUUAUAUGUUAAUUCUAUUCAUUCGGGAAAGUGUGAACGUUCCGUUUUUUAAAAACAGCUUUUCUCUCUCUAUCUAAUACGUACAAGAUUGCAGAAAAAUUGUGGACUGUCAAUCUUUAGGAAUUUUUGUUGCGUAUUUAAAAUCCGUCAAUUUUAAUCAAAUUGCCGUUCGUAUUAAUCAGUUUAAGUAAUUUAAUUCAUAAUGCCUAGAGGAAAAUUUACAAAUCACAAAGGUCGCAACCGCAGAUUUACGAACCCAGAAGAACUGGAAGAAGAACGAAGGAGAGAAGAGCAAAAAAAGAAGUGGAGACAACAGCAGGGGGUUAGCAGCAGUGAGGAAUCUGAUGAUGAGGCUACCGGUGAUAAGAAAAUUAGUGAAGAAUCUGGCAGUGAAUCAGAGGAGGAAAGUAGCGAAGAAGAUAAGAAAGCAAAAGGUGUUUCUAAUCUAAUAGAAAUAGAGAAUCCAAAUAGGGUACAAAAGAAAGUAAAGAAACUCUCUACUCUGAACACAACAGAUCUAGAGAGCAAGCCACAGCUAUCCAGGCGAGAGAGGGAAGAAAUAGAGAGGCAACGGGCACAGGCCCAUUACCAGAAGCUGCAUGCGGAGGGCAAGACGGACCAGGCAAGGGCGGAUCUUGCGCGGCUGGCGAUCAUCAAACAACAGAGAGAGGAAGCUAAGAAGAGAAGAGAAGCCGAACAGAAAGGUAAGUGAAGA